AUUGUUUUACUACAAAAGGAAAACCCAUCAGUGAUCUGUGAGUACAUAAGGUUUCAGGUGGGGCAGCAUAAAGUGAAGAAAAUGUUUCUGGCGGUUCUUUUCGUUAUUGGAAGCUUUGCAUUUUUAGAGGUGACAGGUAAUUAUGCCAGUCAAACCUUGGAGGCUCACAACAGAUAUCGUCGCACUCACGAAGCCGGUCCGUUGCGACUGAAUCAAGCAAUGAGUAGUAACGCUGCUGGCUAUGCUCGCACACUUGCUAGAACCGGUAGAUUUAAGCACUCUCCAAAGAGUUCUCGGACUGACAGAACGAAUGGUGAGAACCUCGUGUACCGGUGUAGUUCAUAUGAUGAACCACUGCCUGCUAAACAAGCYGUCAAGCAACUGUAUGAUGAAGUCUGCCAGUACAACUUCAACAGACCUGGGUUUUCGAUGGCUACUGGGCAUUUCACUCAGCUUAUCUGGAAGGCCUCAACUGAGCUCGGCGUCGGCACAGCCACAAAACGCAAAGGUCGAAUGAAUUGCCUAUACGUGGUAUUCAGGUACAAGAGAGGGGGUAAUGUACCGCGUGCUUAUGAAACGAAUGCUGUACGUGGUUCGUUUAGGCGAAGUUACUGCGAUACCCUCGCUAAAAAAGACGAGCCAGAACAGAUGUACGACGAAAAUUAACUAGGAUAUACUGAUCAAUCCCAAGAGGAACAUGAUUGAAAUAAAAAUAUGGAUGAUAGAUAAUAAAGCAUAUUGAAUCAGACUCACUUUGGCUUUAUAACACUG
Molecule: messenger RNA, 771 nt
Organism: Exaiptasia diaphana
Lineage: Eukaryota; Metazoa; Cnidaria; Anthozoa; Actiniaria; Aiptasiidae
Product: Golgi-associated plant pathogenesis-related protein 1
Exons: 4
Coding region: 82-666 (194 amino acids)
Cellular component (GO): extracellular region
Source: RefSeq, a predicted model, not a curated record